Messenger RNA from Mastomys coucha (southern multimammate mouse), 1003 nucleotides. Its product is annotated as high affinity immunoglobulin epsilon receptor subunit alpha-like. Gene Ontology annotation, molecular function: transmembrane signaling receptor activity. Gene Ontology annotation, biological process: cell surface receptor signaling pathway. The record is from RefSeq and is a predicted model, not a curated record. The transcript has 5 exons. The coding region runs from base 35 to 772 and encodes 245 amino acids. NCBI's taxonomy places the organism in Eukaryota, Metazoa, Chordata, Mammalia, Rodentia, Muridae.
UCUGGCGCAGUUAGCACCUGAAGGUACAGGGGUGAUGGCCACUGGAGGUUCUACCCAGCUCUGCCUAGCACUGCUGCUCAUGUCUCUGGGUGUCAUACUGACAGCCACUCAGAAAUCUGUAGUGUCCUUGGACCCACCGUGGAUUAGAAUAUUUACAGGAGACAAAGUGACACUUUCAUGCAAUCGGAACAAUUCCCUUCAAAUGAACUCUACUAAAUGGAUCCACAACGGUAUCAUCUCUAAGGUGACAUCUUCACAUUGGGUUAUUGAGAGUGCCACCAUUCAAGACAGUGGAAAAUACAUAUGUCAGAAUCAAGGAUUUUAUAAGAGUAAGCCUGUGUAUUUGAACGUGAUGCAAGAGUGGCUGCUCCUUCAGACAUCUGCUGACAUGGUCUUAGACAAUGAAUCCUUUGAGAUGAGAUGCCAUGGCUGGAAGAAUGGGAAUGUCCGCAAGGUGAUCUACUACAAGGAUGACCGUGCUUUCAAGUUCAAUUAUGAGAACCCCAGCAUCUCCAUUAGAAAGGCCACACUCAAUGACAGUGGUACCUACCACUGCACAGGCUACCUUAAGCAGGUGGAACGUGAAUCUGGCAAAUUCAGAAUUGCUGUAGUAGAAGUUUACAAAAGCGAGUAUCGUUGGCUACAACUAAUUUUUCCCUUGUUGGUGGUGACUCUGUUUGCUGUAGACACGGGAUUAUUGCUUUCAACCCAAGAAGAGUUCAAGUCAGUCUUGAUUCAGAAGACUGGAAAAGGCAGCAAAGUUAAAACCUAACUCCUAACCUAGGAGCAUAAAGGAACUAAUGUCAUUGCUGAAGAAACAAUUCUUAACAGUAAUUUUCAGCAGAAUCCUCAAUAGCUUCUCAACUGUCAAAGGCCACUCACGCUAUCCAUAGAAAAGUGUGUUCCACAGGAAUUACAUAAAUGCUUCAUUAAACCAACUGCAGCUGGUUAUAUGACAUGCAAUAAGUAGCAAAAACUCAAUAAACACCGUCUUAAUACACUA